Molecule: messenger RNA, 637 nt
Organism: Gadus macrocephalus (Pacific cod)
Lineage: Eukaryota; Metazoa; Chordata; Actinopteri; Gadiformes; Gadidae
Gene: ttc32
Product: tetratricopeptide repeat domain 32
Exons: 3
Coding region: 38-466 (142 amino acids)
Molecular function (GO): protein binding
Source: RefSeq, a predicted model, not a curated record
CACAUCCGCAACGACGUGACAACACGACCAACGCGACAUGGAGAGCGAAGGUGUUUAUGUCGAAAAUAAACCGCAAAUACUUGCCAAUGCUCAUUCGGAGUUUGGAAAACGUAAUUUUGAAUUGGCAGAGGAACUUUAUACAAAGUUCAUUUCAUCGUGUUUGCAUAAGAGGGAAUGUGCGGCAGGUGACCUAGCCGCCGCAUACAACAGCCGUGGACAGAUCAGAUACCUGAGGGUGGACUUCACUGAGGCAAUGGAGGACUACACUGAGGCCAUAGGGGUCGACCCUCGUUUCGAAAUACCCUUCUACAACAGAGGACUGAUCCACUAUAGAUUAGGUUUUUUCGAAGAAGCCAAGAGAGACUUUCACCAAGUCCUGAAGAUCAAUCCAGACUUUGAAGAGGCCAAAGUCAGUCUCCUCCAGACGCUUCAGGACCAGCAGCACAGAAUGACCCGGGGAUACUGACCAUGAUGGAUCAGCAGCAUAGAAUGACCCGGGGAUACUGACCAUGAUGGACCAGCGGCACAGAAAGACCCAGUGGCUUGUUUGGCAUUGUGAUUUGCUUUCUCUUUUCGAUGUAUUUUUUGAUUUGUAUUAAAUUAUUGUCAAGUUAAUGAAAAUGUGUUAUUAUUUUAA